Molecule: messenger RNA, 7196 nt
Organism: Doryrhamphus excisus (bluestripe pipefish)
Lineage: Eukaryota; Metazoa; Chordata; Actinopteri; Syngnathiformes; Syngnathidae
Gene: shroom3
Product: shroom family member 3
Biological process (GO): actin filament organization
Cellular component (GO): adherens junction; apical plasma membrane; apical junction complex
Molecular function (GO): actin filament binding
Source: RefSeq, a predicted model, not a curated record
GCAUCAAAUGCUUUUGUGAUGCUAAACUUGGGGAAGAGAGAGUUGGGUAGCUCGGAGAGGUUUGGAUUUCUGUUUGGACAGAUCUGAUUUAAUCUUAGCUAAAAAGUGUGAUCCUAUCCCCUUUACAUUCAACAUUUCAACUUUUUUUAAAUAACUGUUUCUACUGACACUUUUUUGCCGGGUGUUGUUUUACCGAAUCUGUGCUUGAGGAAUGCAGGGUGCACUUUGCAGCUCGGUUUUCGGACACCUCCUGCUUUGCUUGCUCUCAAGCCGGGCUUCUGAAUGAUCGCCGGACAUGUACUGGUGAAGGAGAAGAGGCUCUUCAGCCGCACUGAGCACCGCGUAGCCCGGUAUGAGUACUUCCUUUCCGGGCAUGGACGGUGGCCGGGUCGGGCUCCAGCAGGCGUUGGGCGGCGCAAGAGGAGGCGGAUGGGUCAUGGUGGAGGCCCGGCUGCAGGGUGGAGCACCGUGGGGUUUUACGCUUCAGGGGGGCCUGGAGCACGGAGAGCCGCUCAUCAUCUCCAAGGUGGAACAGGGCGGGAAGGUGGACAAUUUGAAGUGCCCCCUGCUGGUGGGGGAUGAGAUCAUCAUGAUAAAUGACAUCGAGCUGACGGGAUAUCGACAUGAAGCCAUUGCUCUGGUCAAAGGAUCAUACAAGACUCUACACAUCACCGUUCGCAGGGAGUUUGAUCUGGGAUACAUAGAGGAAUUUGGGUCUUCACCUCCCUCACAUCCUACUUCUUAUUGUUCUCCAUCUUCGCCACCGCAUCAGAAACUACAAAAACAAAGCUGCCACAACAGACCAUGCUCAACCGGGGGCGUCCAGCUACGCAUCAAGAACAGACGCAGUGAGCCUUCCUCUCGUCCUCACUCGUGGCAUUCAACAAAGCUUGGUGAAGGUCAGCCGGACUCAGACCAGGAAGGAAUGGACACCAUGAGCAGUGCCUGGCACCACAACUACCACGCAAGUGCCUCCACCACAGACCUCGCUGGUGAUUUUCAGUCCGAUGGCGGCUGUCUGAGGAAGAGCCCAGACCAAUACAGCUCAAGAGGCAGCAUGGAGAGUCUGGAUCCUCCUCAGUCUGCACACCUCCAGCACCACCACGCUCUGGGCUACCAACCCCACAGCGGGCCACACCCUGCCUACUCCUCCUGCCAGCAGCUGUCCUCUGCCAGGUCGUCCAACAGCAUUGAUCACCUCCACAGCAAACGAGACUCUGCAUACUCCUCCUUUUCCACUAGCUCCAGUAUUCCAGAGUACCUCGCUUCUGCGCCGACUUUUAGUCCCGAGCGUUCCUAUUCUCUGGACACCGUCCCUCAGAAAGGAGGAAGCGGAGACAUACAACAAGCCGACAUUCAUUACAUCCGGACGGUGUACAACACCCAGCAGGAACUUGCUCCGGAGCAGGAACUGACCUCUGCAUCGACUUUGUCGCUACGCAACAGUGACUCCAGAAGUGCCGGAGGUGAGAAAGCAGGGCAAGGCAGAGAUCCGCAAGGAGGUGCGGUCUGCUACCGUGGCAGCGGCAGUGGCAGGAUCAGUGGUGCACCGGCUGCAAACAGGCACAGUGUGGGUCCAAUAUGGGCACCUGGGACCAGUCAUAGCUCAUAUGAGAACCUGAGAGGGGUUCCCGCUCCACCAAGGCGCAGCGACAGCUAUGCAGCAAUCAAGAACCACGAGAGACCCAACUCUUGGUCCAGUGUGGAGCAUUCCCGCUCAGCUAACAGGUCUCUGCAGAAAAGUUCCUGGCAUCACUCCAGUGGCCUCGUGGCAGCUAAAGGCUUGUACAUGACUGAGGUCCAGCUUCACACGGUCAUAGAGAAGAGCCCAGAAAGCAGCCCCACCACAAAGCCCAGACAGGGUUUUCCUCCGCAAGGUUCACCUUCAGCAUCUUCCACAGGUCCUGUCAGCCCUGCUCCCCAGUCGGGACGCCUCAUUCUCCCCACAGGAGUAUACACUGUACCCCAACCAGAGCCACAGUAUGCACAGAUACCCACUAUAAGUCCCGUGUCACCCACUUCUGGACUUUACACCGCUCUGGCCAAGGACAGCAACCGGAAGGAAGAUCUACAAAAUGUCAGAGGACAGGAAGAAGAACCUACAGAGCGAUGGAGGGAUGGAAUACAACCAUCCAGUGAAAACGGAGACCAAUUUAACACUUUGUCAUUGUACCCCCACUCUCCUUCUUCAUCAAUGCAGAUCAAAAGAAUCCACAAGUCAGACAGUCACAGAUCAGUAGACCAAUCCGACGUUCACCCAGAUCCAGUGGUUUCGUCCAGAGUGGCCCAAGGACAGGUUCCACCUUCCCAUUCACCAGUUCACCCUCAACAUCAGCACCCCUCCUCCUCUCAGGUCUCUCCCCGUCACUACAGCGACUCGCCAGUUGUUCAUCACCACCACCGGGACCAGAAAGAGCAGGACAAAGACAAAGAACACCCGCUGACCCGUCUGGAGAACGCUCUCGCUGAGGUCCAACAACACACCGGCCCUAGCAGUGUUGUUUCUGUCGGUAGCAAUGACAACAGUGCCUUGGGGGAGGGCAUCCAGGGACCCACACGGAGUCUCUCUGUGCUGGAGAGGGUCAGCCGCUUUGAGCAUCGUGAACGUGCAGGAAAACAACGCAGUCAAAGCAUCAGUCAUAGUCACCACAAGUCCUUUCAUCGGAAUCAAAUCUCUGACAAAGCCCACAGUGCCCCCCGUGGAGCAGAGGACCUCAGAAGCAUGCUAGAAAGAAGCACCAAAGCCCAUAGAACUAUGAGUUACAGAGGAGGCAGCAUCAACUGCAAGAAAGACAGGACCAUAUCUGAUCCCAAUUCAGCCCUGGAGAGGAGCAUGAGCAGCCUUCAGUCGGACGGAUCAAGGGGAGGUGACAGCAAGACUUCUUGGACACAAGAUAUCCAGAACAUGCUGGGCUCUCAUCAGGACACGUCCUUCCGCAGAUCUCACAGGGACUCAAUGAAAGACAUGCAGUCUAAGGUCGUCCGUUCCACCUCCUUGAGACACAAUUUCUCCCCCGCUCGUACUUCACAUGCAGGCCCUCCUCCCAUUUCCUCCUCACCCAGCAGCUAUCAUCCUGCUUCCUUAAAACACCAUCCCUCUGGGAAGAAAGGCCCUAAAACCAUGCCCAAGCCAGACGGCGUUGUUAUCUCACCACCAAUUACAUCCCCUCACACUCCAAAGGAGCGUCACGUCGUCGGACCAGAAACUCGAGGGCCAAGUCCCCCGGCCUUACCCAGCGUUGCACCAGUUGGUCCUCCUGCUCUGUUGAGAAUCUGCGGACGUAAACGUAUGACUGCAGACCAGAAGAAACGUUCCUACUCUGAACCGGACAACAUAAACGAGGUUGGGAUUUCGGAUUCGGAGACAUCGUCCCUCUUUAAGCCCGGAGGAGAGGCGAGUGUGGCAGACAGACGUAAGAUGUUUGAGCUCGGGUUUUCAAACACCGCCAUGUCAAGGCCUGACUUACGCCAGCUUCAGCAAGACGCUUUGGCUCAGUACGUGCAGAGGAAGAAAAGUGCAAAGAAAGAGGAGGCAAGACAGAGGAGUGGGCCAAGGCCUCUCAGCGCUUAUCUACAGUUGGAGAACGCCUACCUUUCAGACACCCUCAGCCUCUCGUCCACGUCCAGCCUGCUCUCUCUCCAGGACUCUGGCCCCACCUCAAGUGAUAGGCUUCACAUGUCAUCUUCCCCUGCAGCUGACACAAGAAACCUUCAAGCUAACUUCUACCAUCCAGGCAGGGUGACCACCCCGAGGCCUCCAUCAUACUCUCUACCGAGCGGUGACUCUCCACAUGAGCACCACACCCCCAUCAGUCACUUCCCUGGGCCAGACGCCAAUAGACACAGUCCAUUUCCAAGCAGAGCAUCACCACAACAGAAAGCAGAGCCUCAGCAGACGUGGGGGGGGCCCAGGCACCUAAGCAGGGCUUUGCAAAAGGCUCAGUCCAGGUUGGGUUCUGGCAAAUCUGCCUCUGUUGAGGAUCUUUUGGAGCGAUCAGAAGAAAGGCAUCCUCACCACUCCCGCUCUCGCUCAUCGCCCACUGUGGAGAUAAUCAAGCAGGACAUAUCACCAAAUGAAGAGAAGAUGUUUGAUGCCUCCAUUGCUGAACCUGGGACAGUGGACAGGCUUGCAGAUGACAAACUGCUAGAGAAGUUGUCAUCUCCCCCCUCAUCACAGAAUGGUCCUGCCGGAUCCUUUUCAGAAGUAACCUUCUCCCACACUCCUGUCCCUCUGAGAGAGAAACGGCAAAGGAACAUGGAACGUCAGCGAGCCUAUAGCACCUCUUCUCUUGCAGCCUCAGUUGGCCUACCGUGCCCCCUCACGUCCCGGGACAGCGGUGCGCUUGAGUGGCCUACUAGCGAGGGUCUGAGUCAAGCCAACCAGGAUGCCAUACCAGAGAGCGACGGAGACAGGAAAGGUGCAGCACUCAGCCUGGACGGCCAUCUUGAAACCUUAGUGAUGGACAAACCCACAAGGCACAGUUUGAGCCAAGACGCGAUGAAGGACGCUGCAAGAGAGAGAACAUUUAGUUUAGACCAGAGAGGAGAACGUUGUAACGAAAAGGAAGUCUCAGCAGUGACGUCGUCACCGCACAUGCAUUUCCAGUUUGAGUCCACACCGUCCUCUCAUCAUCAGUCCAUCCACCAGCACUUGUCCCCACGGAAAACGCCAGCUCUUGACGGUUCUACUGACCUGCAACCAACAUCACGGACCUGCCACGAGGACCUAGAUGAGGUCUUUCUCCAAAAUCCCCCUCCUCCAUCAUUGCCUCCUCCCGUCAAAGAGACUGACAUCAUGGAGGACUUCCCUCCUCCUGCUCCUCCCAUCCUUGAGAUGAAUAAGAACGUCUCCCUGCAGAAUGCCGCAAGCCUUCCUCCAUCUCUCAAAGCGCAGUCGUCCACCCUCACAUCCACCACGUCGUCUAGUUUUUCCAGCCUGGAUGUGGACAAUUUUGAAGAGGACCUCAACCUUGAGUACGAGCCGCUGCUCAAGAGGGAAAAGACGGCAGAGGAGCUUCGAGUGGAAACGCUGUGGAAGAAGCUGGUGUUGCAGGAUCGCUCUCUGUCAUCCAUCUUCCAAACAAGGGAUGGUAAAUCAACUGUGGAGCUCGUGGAGGGGAUCUUUCGAAACAGCAGACUGGGUGCUAAAGUGCCUUGGCAAGGCAGCAACAUGAAUGACAGGAUGGAGGAUGGUUUCAGCACCGACGUGGAUCCAAGGAUGGAGAUGGAUGAGGGUGGGAAAGACAUCAACACCAAGAAGGUGGAGCUGUGUGACGCACUCAGGUGCAGUUUAGUGGCUCUGCGCCAAGAAAAGGAAGCUCUGUGUGAAGAGCAGAGGCGGCACCAGGCACUCGGGGCAAGCAUCGAAUCCCUGGUGCACAAUCUAUGUAAAAUCAACGAGCGGGACAAGUACAGCAUGUUCAUUGGUACUACCUUUGGAGAUCUUGAGAAGAUCAUGAACCUGCUGCUGUCGCUGUGUAGCAGGCUGUCCAGGAUUGACAGGUCCCUGCUUGCUCUGCAGCGAGAGGAGGUCCCACAGGAGGGCACAUCAGAACAGAGGGAUUCCCUCCAUCAAAAGCGCUCUCAGCUCCUCAGCCAAACGGAGGAUGCUUGGGAACUGAAGGAGAACCUGGACCGGCGGCAGCGCGUCGUUCACGCCAUCUUGCUAGGCUACCUCACUGAACCCCAACUCCAAGACUACCGCCAUUUUGUCAGCACCAAACCCUCCCUGCUGACUCGCCAGCGGAACCUCGAUGACCUCAUGCGUCAGCGAGAGGAGCAGCUGACGAGGCUGGCAGAGACCCUCCCGCCAGAGCUGGCGUCGGCCCGGGAUCGGUCUGGAGGAUCUUCUCGUUCAUCCCCGAACCCCACCCCUUGCUCCUCCCCCUUCCCACAGCUGACUUCUGGCCCCUCCCACUCGGUCAGGCCCACCACAGUAACAUCACUGUGAUGCCAUGAAAGAGUGGGACAGGAGAAGAAGAGUGGAUCUAUGCAUAAUGUCACAUGAUAACGUGCCUCCUUCUAGUUACACCUGACUGAAUGUUUCACCUGACAAUACAUCCUAUAUUAUCUCCUUAUGGCUCUGAAAGAAAAGCUUCCAUUUUGGUUAUGUCCACUGUACAUCCAAGAUACGUCGGGUUUAAGGGUGAGCUCUUUAUUUUACCGUAAUAUUUCACAGAUUUGUUAGCAGUAUCUAAAUGAUAUCAAGGUAAGUGGACCAUAAGUCGCUGGCAAAGGCUGAGGAGAAAUGAAUGUUGAAUAACAAAUGGACUCUAAUCCUCAUGCAGGCAUGUUAGGAGCCAGAAUUCACAGUCAAAUAUUGUAUUUGCAUUUUUUCCCCAUCACUAAUGAGAGUUUGCCAUGCAAGGAAAAACAGCUAUUUUGCUAAAAAAUGAAUGGGGGCAGGUUUGCUGGGGGCCAAAGACAAAAUAAGAAUAAAAAAAAAAUGCCACUAAAAUUUGAUUCCGCUUAUUUUUCAAUGGAAACAUUUGAUGUCAAUGUUGAGGAGUCCAAAGAUUCUAAUCGUAUGUGUCAUAUUCCAUAUUUUAAAUGACCCCCAGUUGAUUCAUAUAGAGUACAAAAACAACCAGAAAUCCAUCCAACCAUUGUCGCUUAUCCUCAUUAGGGUUGUAAUUAUGCUGGAGCCUAUCCCAGCUGACUUUCACUGGUCGCCAGCCACAUUUGGAUAUAAUUUAUUGAUUUUAAACCAAACAAUAGAUGAGCUGCGUAUUAAUGUCAUAAUGAAUGAAACAGGACGUAGCAUUAUUUUAUUGUGGUCUAGUUGCUUAUUCGGUGUGUCUUCCUGGUCUUUGAUAAAACAUCUUUCUUAAUCCAAACUGUCAAAAGGUUGAAAAAGCAAGUUUUAUUUGAGUAUUACUGCACUUAUUCACUGAAUGCAAUGUUGUCAGAGGUUCUUUGUUACUCUCAAAUGUCUACUAAAGGACCGUAUUUUAUCCUCCGCCUACAAAUUUGACUUAUCUUUGUAGUUGGAGAGCACAUUGUAGGUAUUGUCAAUAUGUCCUAUUGUCCAAAUAUCACACCCGGAAAGCCUAUCACCCUCAUUGUUCCAUUUAGUCUUAGACACAAAAUAUGAACUCAUAUGUUUGACUCGUGUGAUUUGGCGUUUAUAUAGUGAAAAAUGUCUCGGUUUUGUUUUGUUGGGGAUUUUUUGCUAAAUAAAAGUAUUUUGUAAGUUC